UAUGAACUCUGCCGUACGCACCUUCGGAGCCCAUUCCGUGUUUCCUCAGUCUGCAGGACCUGAACGUUGCCAGCGCCAUUGGGACAGCACCUUACUAGCGAAUUGUCGUCGAUUGUUCCGUCCUUGCUUUAGCUCGCCCUUUAUAGGAGCAUAUCAAUUCAGCGGCCGGCUGCGCCGCGGCAAUCGACCAACUAGCUCCCGCAAACCUUUAACAAUUAAUUUUCAGGAACAGUAGACAUGGGGAUAGAAGGAACCUCUGCUUUGCUCAAUAUCCCUGUCGUGGUGGGGUUGGGCGACCCCGUCAUGGACGUGCUUGCAAGCGUAUCCGCCGACUGGCUUGCCACCGUCACCUCCGAGCCUGGCGGGUGUCUUCCAGUUGAAUCCGAUGUGAUGGAUCAGCUAUUAGUCGAAGCUGCUAAGCGGAGCGAGCUCGUACGGAUACCCGGCGGCAGUGCGGCCAACGUGGUCAAGGGUAUCGCCAACAUCAUGAACUCCGACAGCAGCUGCAGCAGUGACCACAGCAGCAGCACCACCAUUACCAUCACCGCUAGGGCUGACAGCUGCAACGGCUGCGGCGAGGACAGCGGCAGCAGUGGCGCCCAGGGAACUGCGGAGCAGCUGCAGCAGCAACAACGGCGGGUGGAGUGCCGCUUCGUGGGCAUGAUAGGUCGCGACGACACGGGGGCGGAGUACCGCCGCAAGCUGGCAGCGCAGGGGGUCACACCGCUGCUGCUGGAGAGCCGCAGCGGCGCCCCCUCCGCCACCUCGCUCUGCCUGGUGACUCCCGGUGACGGGCAGCGCACCAUGCGCACCUGCCUGGGCGCAUCCCUGGAGCUACGGAGCGAGGGGCAGAUCGCGGAGGCGUGGAGGGAGAUGCAGGGGAUGCAGCUGGCGGUGCAGGGGAAGGAGAAGGAGGCAGGGGCGGCGGUGGAGGCGGCAGCAGCAGCGGGGCAGCAGCAGCAGCAGGAGGAGGAGGAGGGGGAUCAGCACGAGACGGCAAGCGACGGCGGGAGCGAUCACUGGGCUGCGGGAUGUGCGCUGCUGCAUGCGGAGGGGUACUGCUUGUACCGGCCGCAGCUUGCACGUGAGGUGAUGUCCGCUGCUCGCGCCCGGGGCGCCCUGGUCUCCCUGGACCUCGCCUCGUUCGAGCUGGUGCGCAACUGCAAGGGGGCGCUGCUGGGGCUGCUGGAGGACGGUUUGGUGGAUCUGAUCUUUGCGAAUGAGGAGGAGGCGGUUACCCUCGCCAACGAACUACAACUGCUCGACCAACCGCAAGAACACCGCGAACGACAACAACAAGAGGAACAACACCCAUCACAGCAGCCGCAGCAACAGCAACAGCCAGCGGAUGUCGCCGCCCCUUCCUCCUCUUCCCCUCAUGCAAAUGCCCUCACCUCCGCUUCUUCCUCCGCUGCUCCCGACCCCGCUGCUUCCGACCCCACCGCUGCCGCCGUCCGCGCCGCUCAGCGUUUCCUGCUGUCGCCCUCCGGCGGGCGAGUGCGGGUGGCGGUGACCAGUCUGGGGGCGCGCGGGUGUGUGGCGCGGGGCACGGGC
Molecule: messenger RNA, 1554 nt
Organism: Astrephomene gubernaculifera
Lineage: Eukaryota; Viridiplantae; Chlorophyta; Chlorophyceae; Chlamydomonadales; Astrephomenaceae
Source: the annotation of a GenBank genome assembly